UCUUAAAAUGGUUAUGUGUCCAGGUGACAGCGGUCAUCUGGAUCUCAAAAUUGUUAAUUGGGCACCAAGCGAUAGGAGAGCGAUAGGAGUGCUAGAGGAGAGAGAGAGCGUGAGAACGGUGUCGUGAUCGUCGCAGGGUCAGAUUAGUCGAGAUAGCGCAGGCCUAGUGAUCGGACCCGUUUUUGAGUUUGAAUAAAGUGACAAACUACAAAACCGCCGAACUAUUAUUUUUGAACGGAACAAUUCUCAAAAACGGCCAAGUAUAGUGCGCUAAAGACGCGGAAAACAGGACAUAGAGACUAUACAAUCCGUGUGCGUUGUGUGCUUAGGACAGAGCGUGGCGUUUUUACCAGCACGUCGGUAAAAUAUAGUGCGUCGUCGUGUGCGUUGUGUAGAUAGUGCAUAGCGUUAACCAGUGCGUCGGACAACUGUACAGAGUGUCGUCGUGUGCGUCGCGUAGUUCAGAGAAGUGCACAGCGUUUUACGAGCACGAAGGGAAUGUAUAGUGUGUCCGUGUGUGCGUUUGUGUAGCUUAAGGAAGUGCACAUCGUUUAACGAGAACGCUAAGGAGCAGUACAUCGGGUCGUCGUGUGCGUUGCACGGUUUGAAAAAGUGCACAACGCUUACCAGGUCGUCGUGAAAAGUACAGAGUGUUCCGCGUUGCGUUCGUGUAUUCUAGGAAGAAACACGUGCAAGCGUGUACAUUCGUGUAUCGUGGUUGUGUGCGCUCGCAGCGUGAAGGUGUACAGCGUUUACCGGUACGCCGGACAAACCGUAUUGUGCCGAGUGUGAGUUCGUGCCUUUCUAGGAAGAAUCGUGUUUGAACAGGAAUCGGAGUGGCGUGCGCUGCGCAGCUUGAAAGUGUACAACGUUUACCGAUGAAAGCAUUGUGUGUCGUUUUGUGUGGACAUUGUUAGUUCGUGCGCAUCGUCAGGUAUUUCGGCAGAAAACGUUUGUGUCCGUUUAGUUUAAACAAUGCCGAGAGUACGGAGAUCUACAGCGAAGGUGCAGGAAGCUGAUGCUCAGAAGAUGGAUGAAGUUGCUGUUAACGUUUCGCAAGAACUCGUUGAUGAGAACAAUGAUGGUAACGUUACGAUUUUAGAGCAACUGAUCGUAGCUGAGAAAUCCAAGCACGCUACCGAAAUGGCAUUGCGAAAGGAGCUGAUUGAACUGAAAAAACAACAUCAAAUGGAACUACGGGAAUUGCAGGAAUCUUUGGAUUCCAUCACGGAAGAGAAACCGAAGGUUUCACGUCGCAUAACAAAAGAUCAAGCAGCGGCCAGGAAAACUAUUUCUUUGGCACUUCCCAAGUUCUGUGGAGAACCAGAUGUGUGGCCGUUUUUCAUCAGCAGCUUCAAAACAACAACGGAAGAGUGUGGGUUGAACAAUAUCGAGAAUAUGAAGCGUUUGAUGGAUAGUCUGGGUGGAGAAGCAUUGGAGGCUGUGAAAGGCAGACUCAUCUUCCCUGAUGCGGUGCCGGGAGUGAUCAAGGAGCUGGAAAGUCGGUUUGGAAGACCAAGAAAGUUGCUAGAAAACCUGCUACGUAAAGUCCGCGAAACGCCUUCGCCUACAGACAAUCAUUUGGAGAGUUUUAUCACGUUUGGGUUUAAAGUGAAGCAGUUAUGUGACCAUCUGGUAGCAAGCAACAUGACAGACCACCAAAAUAAUCCAUUCCUGGUAGAAGAGCUUAUUGACAAGCUUCCUCCGAGAUGCAAGGUGGAGUGGGUUCGUUUCAAACGUGACAAAGAGGGAAGUGUUAUGGCAAUUUUCGGAGAAUACAUUCAGACAGUGAUCGACGAAGUUUCUGAAGUGACUGAUUGUACACCGGUGAGCAGUCAGAAAGCAGGGAAGUACGAAGCUCUGAAACAACGCUCCAGACCAGUGAAAUCGAAUGCAGUCCAAAUGCGCAACAACGUGCAUGAUUUGGAAAAUAGUGGAGUCAACCAGCUCAAGAUGACCUGUUGGGUGUGCAGCAACACAGGGCAUAGCCUCAAGGAGUGUGACCAGUUUAAGGAGAUGACGCUAGUCGAUCGUUUCAAAACAUUGGAGAAGCUCAAAAUAUACGUUCCAGUGCUGGACCACCCUAAUGAAGCGCCAUCUAUGAUUAUUGGUCUGGAUAACAUAGAUUUGUUUGCAGCUUUGGAAACUCGAAUCGGCAACCGCGGAGAACCGAUAGCUGUAAGGUCCAAGCUAGGAUGGACGGUGUACGGUGUCGAUGGAUAUCGUAAGGUGUAUAACGUUCCCGUAAAUAUGCACCAGAUCCAGUCUUUGGACAACAGACAGCUGCACGACAUGAUGAAACAACAAUACCAGCUGGAAGAGCUUCGCAGCGAUAACUACAACCCGCCAAUAGCGAACGAAGAACAACGAGCUAGAGAUAUCCUAGAGAAAACCACGUGUCGAGUAGGAGAUCGGUUUCAAACGGGACUGUUGUGGCGUGAUGAUGUUCGAGAACUUCCCGAAAGCUACCCCAUGGCGGAGAAGAGAAUGCUACAACUGUCCAGAAAGCUCAGUAAGAAACCGGAUCUGAACACUGCGGUAUGUCGGAUGAUACAAGAGUAUCAAGACAAAGGAUAUGCUCACGAGCUAGCGGAGUCGGAGUUAGUCGAAGGCGCCUAUGAACCGGUAUGGUAUUUACCAUUGAACGUGGUACAACAUGCAAAGAAGCCAGACAAGAUAAGACUUGUUUGGGAUGCUGCAGCAUCAGUAGAUGGAGUAUCUUUAAACUCUCUACUGCUUAAAGGACCGGACAUGUUGGUCCCGCUUCCGAAGAUCAUCUGUAAAUUCCGUGAGAAACCCAUCGCGUUUGGAGGGGACAUCAAGGAGAUGUUCCAUCAGCUACGGAUUUGUGAGAAAGACAAACAUGCUCAGCGAUUUCUAUUUGGAACAAAGCCCUGCGGAGCACCUCGUGUGUACGUGAUGGACGUUGCGACCUUUGGUGCUACCUGCUCGCCCUGCUCAGCACAGUACGUGAAGAACCUGAAUGCUCGGGAGUUCGCCGAACAGUUUCCCGGAGCAGCGUCAGCAAUCAUCGGGAAUCAUUACGUGGAUGAUUAUUACGACAGUGCAGACAGCGUUGGCGAAGCGGUUGAGUUGGCGAAGGAUGUGAGGUACGUACACUCCCGUGGAGGGUUCCACAUUCGUAAUUGGGUUUCAAACAGCAUGGAGUUUCUGGAAGCUUUGGAAGAGCGGAACGCGACAUCAACUCUUCGCUUUACGGAUGAUAAGGAGUCAACAUUCGAUCGAGUGCUGGGAAUAUGCUGGAAACCUCAAGAAGACGUCUUCUGUUUUGAAGCCACGACCGAGAUGGAAUUGAGCAAGUAUGUUACAGGUACCAUCCGUCCUUCGAAACGUGUCGUAUUGAGUGUAGUAAUGGCUCAAUUCGAUCCGAUGGGUUUCAUCACACCAGUAACAAUACGAGGAAAGAUGCUCAUACAAGACCUCUGGAGAUCGGGAUGUGAUUGGGACACAGCGAUAGAUGCGGAGUCACAUGGGAAGUGGAUGUUGUGGAUCAAAUCAUUAAUGAGUCUAAAAUCGUUGCAGAUACCACGAUGUUAUUUCGGAGACUCAAGAUCCCAAGACGUAUCAGACAUCCAGCUUCAUGUCUUCACAGAUGCCAGCGAGACGGCCUUUGGAUGCGUGGCUUACCUAAGAGCAAUCGUGCAUGGCAAAGUAUGCUGUACGUUGGUGAUGAGUCGGUCGAAGGUUGCACCCCUUAAACCAUUGUCAGUACCGCGUUUGGAGCUUCAAGCGGCGGUGCUGGGUGUUCGACUGGCGAAAACCGUUAUCGAGUCCCAUCAUCUGGUUAUCUCAAGACAGUUCUUCUGGACAGAUUCCAAAGUGGUGUUGUCCUGGAUAAGAUCGGAUGUGCGACGUUACAAACAGUUCGUGGGACUGAGAGUAGGAGAGAUUCUCAGUAAUAGCAGCGUAGAGGAUUGGAGUUGGGUGCCGUCGAGUGAAAAUGUAGCAGAUGUAAUCACUAAAUGGGGAAAGACCAACAGCCCCGUUGAUGAGAGUGUAUGGAUACAUGGACCUGCAUUUUUGAGCAAGAACGAAGACGAAUGGCCGCCUCAACAGAAGCCGGAGCUUAACACCGCGGAGGAGAUACGAGUACACUUGCUGAUACAUGACGUGAUGGUACCUGGAGCACUUAUAGACGCCAGUCGUAUUUCCAAGUGGACGGUGUUGGUGCGUACCGUGGCGUGUGUACUGCGAUUUAUUUCGAACUGCCGCAGGAAAGCAAAAGGAGAACCCCUCGAGACGUUGCGAGCGACGGAGAAUCAUCUACGACUACUAUUGAACGCAAAGGUACAAAGCCGGCGAACCCCUCUUCAGCAAAACGAGUACGACAAGUCUGAGAAGCUAUUGAUGAGAGUAGCACAAUCUGAAUGCUUUGUAGACGAGAUCAAGGUUCUGACUAAGAAUAUGGGUCGCCCCUCAGAACAAUGGAUGAGCCUCGACAAGGGUAGCCCGCUCUAUAAGCUAUCUCCAUUGCUAGAUGAGGACGGACUUAUACGGAUGGAAGGACGAACUGAGCAAGCCAAGUUUCUUCCGUUUAGUCUACGAUUUCCGGUGAUCUUACCAGACAAGCAUCCGAUUACAGAGUCCAUCGUGCGUCAUUACCACGAGAGAAGUGGUCACGGCUACCGCGAAGCAGUAAAGAACGAGCUCCGUCGAGCGUACUUCAUAAUACACCUAGACGCUACAGUUCGGAGAGUAUCAUCGGCGUGUGUGUGGUGCAAGGUGCACCGGAACCGUCCGAAGGUGCCGAGGAUGGCACCCUUACCUGUUCAACGUCUAACGCCUUUUUUAAGACCUUUCAGCUUCACUGGAGUUGAUUAUCUCGGACCGUUUACCGUGACCGUUGGAAGACGUUCGGAGAAGCGCUGGAUAGUGCUGUUUACCUGCCUGGUGGUCCGAGCCGUCCAUCUCGAAGUUGCCAGUGAGCUGACUACGCAGUCCUGCAUGAUGGCCAUCCGACGUUUCGUCUGUCGUAGAGGCUGGCCAAUGGAAUUCCUGUCGGACAACGGCACCAAUUUCCAAGGUGCCAGCAAGCUGAUAGUCACCGCGAUCGAUGAGGAUUGUGCUGAUCAGAUGACGAAUGCUAGGACCAAAUGGACGUUCAAUCCUCCAGCAGCACCCUAUAUGGGAGGGGUGUGGGAGCGUCUCGUGCGGUCGGUGAAAGACGUUUUGAAGGCCCUUGACGAUGGGCGACGCCUUACUGACGAGAUUCUGCAAACCAGCGUUCUGGAGGCCGAAGACAUCAUCAAUUCCAGACCGUUAGUAACAGUGUCGCAACAUGGAAGUGACGAAGAGACACUAACACCUAACCAUUUUCUGCGUGGAGUGCAUGGUAGAGACGAACGCGUCGUCCCCCCUACUAACCCUAAGAUAGCGAUGCGUGAUACAUAUGAGAGGUCCCAGCAACUUGCAGAUCUAAUGUGGGAAAAAUGGGUAAAAGAGUAUGCUCCCACUCUGAAUCAAAGGAAGAAGUGGUUUGGGGAUAAUCGAUCGCUAGGAGUAGGUGACUUAGUCUAUGUGGUAGAUGGCAAAUGUAGAAAGCAAUGGGUGCGGGGAAUUGUUGAAGAGGUCAUAAAGGCAGGAGACGGACGGGUACGCCAGGUUUGGGUACGCACACAGAACGGAAGGUUCAAGCGAGCAGUACACAAUCUUGCUGUAUUGGAAGUAGAGUAAAGGGUAACGCCAGUAAGGAUACACUGGGUUACGGGCGGGGGGAUGUCCAGGUGACAGCGGUCAUCUGGAUCUCAAAAUUGUUAAUUGGGCACCAAGCGAUAGGAGAGCGAUAGGAGUGCUAGAGGAGAGAGAGAGCGUGAGAACGGUGUCGUGAUCGUCGCAGGGUCAGAUUAGUCGAGAUAGCGCAGGCCUAGUGAUCGGACCCGUUUUUGAGUUUGAAUAAAGUGACAAACUACAAAACCGCCGAACUAUUAUUUUUGAACGGAACAGUUAUGGAAGUAGCGAUUGACGUAGAUGAACAGCGUCCGGUGCCGGAAGCAUUGAGUCUUAGCUUGUAAUAAACUACAAUAGGGAAUUAAGUCCGA
This is a messenger RNA of Anopheles stephensi (Asian malaria mosquito), 6059 nucleotides long. RefSeq lists its product as uncharacterized. Gene Ontology annotation, biological process: DNA integration. The transcript has 2 exons. Gene Ontology annotation, molecular function: nucleic acid binding. Lineage: Eukaryota; Metazoa; Arthropoda; Insecta; Diptera; Culicidae. Bases 976 to 5694 code for a protein of 1572 amino acids. The record is from RefSeq and is a predicted model, not a curated record.